AUCUGGAGUUGUUCUCUGUUUUAAAUGAUAUUAAACGUCUCUCCGUGGUGCGUUCAGGUCUUUGUCCGGACUGGGAGAACUGGGAUCCCAGCCAGCCGGUGGAGAACGCCCGGGAGGCCAUGCAGCAGGCUGACGACUGGCUGGGCGUGCCUCAGGUGAUCGCCCCGGAGGAGAUCGUGGACCCCAACGUGGACGAGCACUCGGUGAUGACCUACCUGUCCCAGUUCCCCAAAUCCAGACUGAAGCCCGGUGCCCCCCUGAGGGCCAAGACGCUGCACCCCAAGAGGGCCAGGGCCUACGGACCGGGUGUGGAGCCGCGCGGGAACAUCGUCCUGAAGCCGGCCGAGUUCCUGGUCGAGACGGUGGAGGCCGGACUCGGGGAAAUCCUGGUUUACGUGGAGGACCCUGAAGGCCACACGGAGGAGGCCAGAGUGAUCCCCAACAACGACAAGAACCGGAGCUACUCGGUGGUCUACCUGCCCAAAGUGGAGGGGCUUCACAAAGUCAAGGUUCUGUUUGCGGGGCAGGACAUUGAGCGGAGUCCCUUCAUGGUGAACGUCUCGAAGGCGCUGGGCGACCCGAGCCGGGUCCAGGCCCGCGGGCCGGGGCUGCAGCUGAGCGGGAACGUGGCCAACAAACCCACGUAUUUCGAUAUUUACACCGCAGGCGCCGGAGCCGGAGACGUUGGAGUCGUCAUCGUCGACUCAAACGCCCGCCGGGACACGGUGGAGAUCGUGCUGGAGAACAAGGGGGACAGUAUUUUCCGUUGCACCUACGUUCCAGUCCUGGAGGGGGCGCACACCAUCUGCGUGACCUUCGCCGGGCAGCAGAUUCCCAGAAGCCCCUUCACCGUGAACAUCUCAGAGCUUUCACAGAUUGCCCUCCCCCCCAGCGGGUCUCCGGUGCAUAGAGAGCCAGUCUCUGUGCCUCAGACCGCCUGCACCCCCCCCUCAGACCGGACCCGGAGAGCCCCCCCCCCUCCAACGCCACCUCGAUCCAGGCGACCAACCUGUAACCCGAACUCGUGCAGGGCGUCGGGUCGCGGUCUGCAGCCGAAGGGUCUGCGGGUCAAAGAGGUCGCCGAUUUCAAAGUCUACACGAAAGGAGGCGGCAGCGGCGAGCUCAUCGUCACCGUGAAGGGACCGAGUAAGACCUCAUUAGAUAUAUUUAUAUAUUCUAUCUGA
Molecule: messenger RNA, 1184 nt
Organism: Notothenia coriiceps (black rockcod)
Lineage: Eukaryota; Metazoa; Chordata; Actinopteri; Perciformes; Nototheniidae
Product: filamin-C-like
Exons: 8
Biological process (GO): actin cytoskeleton organization
Molecular function (GO): actin filament binding
Source: RefSeq, a predicted model, not a curated record